ACUCGCUAAUACACGCUGAGUAUCGUUUGGAAAUGGCGUCGGCAAUGUUUGGGUGGGAUUGGAAUUACAAACUUGUUGAAAACGAUAUUACAAAGAAGGAAGAUGUUUUAGUUGCUCUGAUCCAUUGGUAUUUUAUAAAGUUUGGUUUUAAAUGCAUUGGGUUAGGUGACAGCAAAACAUUGACACCCUCCGAUGUUGGGAGAGAAACACUCCCCGACUGUUGGAGUGCAAAGGAAACUUACGCCUUGCGAUAUGUACACAAUAAAGACCUGUAUAUUUUAAAGGGAACGAAAACUGAAGGGGACAUUGUGUUUAACUUAGUGCGUGUCUCGGAUUUGUCCGUUUCACUAAUCCAUUUCAAUGUAGAAGAUACGGUAAAAAACUUAAAGGGUGAUAUUGAAACAUUGGUACCAAAAUAUAGAGAUAUUAUUACAACCAUUCAGAAAGAUCUACUGGACCCUGUAGUGACUGGUACUAACAAAGAGGCCACAACACAGACGUCCCAGCCAGAGACUAGGGUUCAACCACCUCCUAACCCUUUGAACCCACCCACCAGAGAUGAAUAUGAUGAUCCAUUACGGAUUGGCCAGCCAAGGCGAGGCAUAGGAGUUGGAUUUGAUCCUGAUUGGGAUCCAAUUCGUGAUCCAUUGAGUGUGGGCCGAUCCGAUUUGGAUCCUUUUAGUCGUGGAGGUGGGAUGGUGUUCAAUCCCUUCGGGAGACCAGGAGGGAUCCGGAAUCCAGGAGCAGGCAUUCCAGGUGGUUUGCCAAGAGGUAGUGUGCCUCCAGGAGCACGAUUUGAUCCGUUUGGACCACCAGAUAUUGAUCCAGGACGAGGACGAGGUCCUGCACGAGGGAUUCCUGACCCAGACCACUUGCCCCCUCCAGGCUAUGAUGACAUGUUCAUGUGAAUUCAUUCAGAUGCUUAAUGGUUGAGCAGUUAAUGUAAACUGUUUGAAUUGUUAUGACUGCUUUGUGUAUACUGUUCUGUAAUACAUAUAAUAAACACAUUUGCAUAUGGAUUA
Messenger RNA from Cryptotermes secundus, 1022 nucleotides. RefSeq names its product proteasome inhibitor PI31 subunit (gene PI31). Bases 33 to 908 code for a protein of 291 amino acids. The transcript is spliced from 5 exons. Gene Ontology annotation, biological process: proteasome-mediated ubiquitin-dependent protein catabolic process. Gene Ontology annotation, molecular function: endopeptidase inhibitor activity; proteasome binding. NCBI's taxonomy places the organism in Eukaryota, Metazoa, Arthropoda, Insecta, Blattodea, Kalotermitidae. The record is from RefSeq and is a predicted model, not a curated record.